GCCGACAAAAACCGAAAGGUGAGGAGUUGGUGAAGUGAACCGACACGUGUAAAAACUUGAAACCCGUGGCUCAUCUUAUCAUCAUAGAUGGUGCUGGAAGAAGCGGAAGCAGACAAUGGCCUCUACGGACAAGAAGGUAUGGUCGACAUCGAUGCAAAGAAUAAUGGAUACGAAGAACUUUUUCAUGCGAACCACGAACAGUCUCACUUCCACGACAGUGAAUCGCCCCGAACGCUGUCUCCUUAUGUAGUAAGCAAGGAAGAACCGAAAUCUUGGGCGCUCGAUCCCAGGAGCAGUCCGGAAGAUGGAUUCCGAAACCUAGCUCAAUACCUUACACACGAAAAAGCACGUCAUACAUCGAAUUCGUUGACAGUCGACUGCGAGUUACAAGCUGAAAACAGUGUCCAAAAAGUUAGGAAAGACGAUUUUCCCUAUCGCUCACAACAUCAGGAUUGUGAUGAAGUUUUCGUGACUCAGCAACACACAACCGAUAGUGGUGUCCUAUGCAACUCAACGACAGAUGCGCCUCAUUUAACAAACAGACAAGAAAACGGAAACAUAGAUAAUUCAUUAAGACACUCUGUGAAGUAUUCCCGUUUUAGUUCGGAGAGCAAAACUGAAAAGGAGUGUGUCCGGCGCCCAAGCCCCAAUACAGCUAGUUCCAUGUUUGAUAUUAAGUCUACGAAAGAGCGAGAUGGGAUUAACGAAAAGCUCUACUCGCCUGGUGGUUCUACUUUGCCCAAGACCAGUGGGCAUGAAAGCUUCCAUGUAAGUCCCUUAAGGAAAACAAUCAUUGAAAGCCCAUGUGAAGUAGAGAAACCUGGAGGAGAGAAGUCGAGGUCCAAGCCGACGUUCAUACAGGGGGAGGCAGAGAGUUUGCUGAAAAACGACUUACCUGAGUAUAAUGAUGGGUGUUCAAUUGGAAGAGGGGCAGCUGAAUUUGAGAAAUCAACGCAGGAUUCAUGUUUCACAAGGACUCGUUCAUUGCAUUCCAGAAGAGAAUUGCAACCUUUUGUGAAUGCGAGCAGUUCGAUGGAAAAGCAUCAAUGCUGUCAUCGAAGGGAUUCCUCGUCGAACAGUUGUUCUACGAGCAUGGUACGUCGCCCACAAGUUUUCUACAAUCCAAAUUCAUCUAAACCUUCCAAUGAAAACGCCUACAAAAAGGGAUAUGCUACCAGAGAAAACCCACAGACCAACCAGUAUUUGGUACACGAGCGACAGGUGGAUUUUGUUAAUGAAGGUGGCACAGACGAUCAUGUGCACCGAAGACAAGAGAAGAUGCAAUGCAUGAAAUCAGUUCGACCUUAUAUACAACAAAGCCAAUCACUUGAAGGAGGUAGUGUUUACCGAUCAGACUAUCCACCAAGACAAGCCCAAAUGGAGCGCAGUUUUGCUCCAAAAUACGAAUACUGUCGUCCUUCUGUACCCUAUAGUUGUUCGACUACCUAUUCGGAUGAUUAUGUGGGGCGUCGUAUGCAAAAGCCACUAAGUUUCAAACCUUCGCAAAGUUACAACAGACCAGAAGUUAGGAUGGAAAGCCACACAUGUCACCGAGAUGAAUUCAAGUGGCGGGAGAAUGAUGAGCAAGAGAGUGUUUACGUUAGACCGAGACACCGGCCACCUGCGGAGCCAUUUGAAGGCAUCUCCAGCUACAGCACAGAUUUCAGGGCGAAACCGAUAAAAAGGAGGAACGGGUUUCUACCUCGUGAUAACUUAUCUAUCGGAUGCGAAUCCGGGAUGCAUAAUCGUACCACAUACCAAGAUGAGUUUGUGCCCUAUGAGGAACCUAUGCAAUCGUCCUACAAACCAUGCCAGCACUAUGCACCCCCUGAAGGGCAAAUGGAGAAGAUCACCUCUUACAGAUCGGAUUAUAAACCCCCGGAUAUUGGCCGGUUCCACUCCGUGAACGAUCUUAGCUCCAAGUGCGCGUGUUGCAUUGAUUCUUACACCGAGUCACAAAACGGUCGAUCACACCCAAACAUACACAUGCCUCACGCGUCAUUGCUGAACUCGCCCAACAACCACAGAAAGCGAGUGUCCAUAAAUGGUCCCCAAAUAUGCCGAGGUUUCACAGAACCACGCUCUUCCAGCGUGGCACUCCGUAGACCCGUUUGGAGGCGCAACAGUCGUGUUGUUUCGUUAGAUCGCUCAACUAAUCCCCGUGCUGUUUCCGAGUCUGGUUUCGCUGAUACCCUACACGACAGGUAUGCAAGAAGGGUUAUUCCGUAUGACGAGCAAGUGCACACGAAUGAAGAAAUGUCCUACGAUUUGGAAUCCAGUUAUUGGCUGCCUCCAGGAAGGACUCAAAACUCUCAGCACAUCAGAAUGAAAUUGAACGGUAAUCAACCAAGGCCGUGGAAUCAAUACGCCAGGCAAAAUGAUGCGGAGUCAGCUGCGCAUUGUACCAGACUACCACCAUUGCCAUUCAAUAGAGCCGAGACGCGACACACGGAUGGCUGCUUUGUGCAUGAACCAUAUAUUUGUCUUCCUGCAGUGGCCUGACACUAUGACACAGCGUUCUUCAUUUCGCCAUCAAACUGCAAGAUACCUUUAUUUGAACGUGAACACGUUAGUUUUUCGUGGAAUAUAUUACAGUAAUUUUCCCAAAGUAUACUACAUGCUCACAAUACACUGUUGUUAGUAUAUUAUUUAUUCAACCUAAUU
Molecule: messenger RNA, 2664 nt
Organism: Dicrocoelium dendriticum
Lineage: Eukaryota; Metazoa; Platyhelminthes; Trematoda; Plagiorchiida; Dicrocoeliidae
Source: the annotation of a GenBank genome assembly